GCCUUCAGAUAUCUUUUAUCUCAUUCUGACAGUGAGGUUCAGGUGGGAUUUUGAUUGGGUGCGCAGACCGUUCAUGAACCAAUCACUGAGGACGUCAGUUGCCACCGGAGUUGCUGUCUCUAAACUUGAGCCCCAAUAAUCUACUACGUAAUGUACUAACAUGCAUUGCAGUCGUGAAGAUCGGUAGGCUUUUAUUAGACUUUGAGUGCAAUUGAACAGCCUGUUCGCAUCUCUAAAUACUGUACAAUUUGUCAGCUUGGCGAAUUAGAUUUCUCUGAUCGACCAUGUCCAAUGACAUGGGGCAGCUUUUGGGCACUGAGAUCAACCUGAUGGAGAUGUCGGAAGGUGAAUACACACACCUCCAGCACCUCCUCCAGACGCAGAUGGACGGGCAGGCCACGGAGCAUGACGGCGUAGACGUCCGAUUCCCCGCAACUAUAUUCGGCCUCAGUGUGACCACUCAACUUGCGACCACUCAACCUGCGACCCCUAAAUAUGAUCCCGGAUUGGCAAAAAUGUUUACCUCCCCGACCAUCCAAGCUAUGGACCUUUCAACCUCAAACGAGGAGCAAUGUGUCAUCCCAGAUCUGAGGCUGAAUGAGACGGUGGACAUAGAGGAACUAGCCAUGGUCAUUUCCUGCAGUGGCAGUGGCCACUCUGGAGAAAAAACUCCUACUACUUGUGGCGAAGUGCCAGGCUCUGUGCUUGUUAGAGUUAAACGGGAAGCCGGUGAGACCCUGACCGAAGCACCUGCUCACGGUUGUGGAUUCUCACUGAACCGACCCCAUUCCUCUGCUAGAGUUUGUCUGGAGAAGAGGUUUAGCUGCAUGGCCGAGGAUGUCCCCAGACAGCAGGACACCCAGACGGCAGUUCUUACCAAUUUUUUGACGAUGCUUCAGCAAUCCACUGAAUCUCAAGAACCAAGCAUUCAUCAACAAAUGCAGAAGUGGAUGAAAUCAGAUCGAACUAAUCCCAUUGAGCUUUCAAACCCAUACGGAGGGGCCCUGUUCAACCCAAUCACUGGCGCUUUUGGACAUAUUUCACAUAUUGUUGAACCCAACAAGCAUCAAGGCCUGAUCAAUGCAAAUAACUUUUUAAGUUAUUGUCCAGAGAAAGCGGCUGCUAAGGGGCAGUGUGUCAACUGCACCAACCAAACAGAAGAACAGGAAUGGGUUAAAGUGGAAAAGGAGGCGGUGCCUACAGCGCCUGUAAAGCGCACCCGGUCCCGGAUCACGAGGGGUCCCAGCGUGGCUUCUCAGGUAGAAGGCCCUAGAGCCGCUGUAGAGGCAGGGAGGAGUGGCAGGAAGAAGGCAGGCAACCCGGCUGAGAGUAGCCAGCGCAGAGAGAAACAUAACAGUAAAGAGAGGGACCGCAGGAGGCGGAUUCGCAUGUGCUGCAAUGAGUUGAACACCCUGGUGCCCUUCUGCAGACCAGACACAGACAAGGCCUCCACUCUGCAGUGGACCGCGGCUUACCUCAAGUACAUCGAGGAGGUGUACGGAGACUCACCCAAAGAGAACUUCCAGAGCGCUUUCUGUGGUACGACCGGCCUCCGCAAGAAGCCCAGCACAGACUCUGACCACGUCCACCUCCACCAGGAGAUGGCAGGCACAGCAAGCACUGCUCUGGCAGCAGAACAGUGAAACCCCAACACUGCUCUCUUUAGUUAUCCAUAUAUCUAUGAAUUGAUAUCACAUCUUAGUGGCUGAGGUUUCAUCAAAGUUGCUGUUCGACCAGAAAGCAUCAAGUAAAGACAAAUUCAAGGAAAAUGUGUGAGGAUGCAUUGUUCAAUUGUAAUAUUCCUUAUUACUUUAUUGCAUUAUUAUUUUGAAACUUCCUAUUUCCUAUAUUUUAUAUUAUGGUAGAUGUAUUCCCCAUUUUCCAAAUGUAGGGUUCAUCAGACAUGCCAAAUAAUAAUUAUUUUUUAAAGGAAAGGUAUCCCUUUAGUAGGGGUCUCUUUUGCAGACGGUAAGCAUUAGUGCCUUCAGCAGGUCUCGUGACUGUGAAUUACCAUCCGUUUUCUCCUUAAGACUCUAAAAAAAUUUCAUUUGGGUGCCGAAAUGCUUUUUACAGGACAUUGCGGAAAGUGAUAUGCAGGUGGCACUGUUUCGCAUUGAAAGACAAAUUACAGGGUGUACGAAACUUAUUUAUAGUAUUUAUUAUCAGUCAUGAUAUUUUGCCUCAAGGUGCGAAUUUAAGAAACAGAAUCCAAUUGCAUUGUACAUCCGUUACAUUUAGCAAAUAUUUAAAGAAAAUGUUAAUUUGUGUUCAAUAAUUUUUCAUGUGAUUCUUCUGUCCUGGUUGUAUUCAAUUGAAAGUAAAUGUUACUGCUUUUA
Gadus morhua (Atlantic cod) is the source of this 2336-nucleotide messenger RNA. RefSeq names its product transcription factor-like 5 protein. The coding region runs from base 285 to 1643 and encodes 452 amino acids. Gene Ontology annotation, cellular component: nucleus. Lineage: Eukaryota; Metazoa; Chordata; Actinopteri; Gadiformes; Gadidae. The transcript is spliced from 7 exons. Gene Ontology annotation, molecular function: protein dimerization activity; DNA-binding transcription factor activity, RNA polymerase II-specific; RNA polymerase II cis-regulatory region sequence-specific DNA binding. Gene Ontology annotation, biological process: spermatogenesis; regulation of DNA-templated transcription. The record is from RefSeq and is a predicted model, not a curated record.